Messenger RNA from Phytophthora nicotianae INRA-310, 228 nucleotides. RefSeq lists its product as hypothetical. The coding region runs from base 1 to 228 and encodes 75 amino acids. The record is from RefSeq and is a predicted model, not a curated record. The transcript has a single exon. NCBI's taxonomy places the organism in Eukaryota, Oomycota, Peronosporomycetes, Peronosporales, Peronosporaceae.
AUGUUGACGGGCUCACCGCUCGUAUCGUUGGCGUCGCCUUCAGAAAAGGCUUUCACUGCAGUGGAACGUCAUGGCGUUGGUGCUGUCAUUGACGUGUGGGGUCACUCGGAUCGAAUCUCGAGAGAUACCAUCUCAGUGCUCGAGAAGAUGCUACAAACCGACCCACGUCGACGCAUUCGCCUGGACCAAGUGCUAGCCCACCCCUUAUUCUCCACCAUAGUCGAGUAA